Messenger RNA from Aureobasidium subglaciale EXF-2481, 1504 nucleotides. RefSeq lists its product as uncharacterized. The transcript has a single exon. The coding region runs from base 369 to 1415 and encodes 348 amino acids. Lineage: Eukaryota; Fungi; Ascomycota; Dothideomycetes; Dothideales; Saccotheciaceae. The record is from RefSeq and is a predicted model, not a curated record.
UUCAGAACCGUAAGUGCGAUAUGUUUCUACGGAACGGCUUCGCAUUCGUCCAAUUCUGGUGUCGACAGCGUGUUCUUGCACUAGAUGCGCACAUGCUAUGACUCUGCUGAGCAGAUAUGCAUCGAAACAGUCAUGUGAUUUCUGAAGAGGCGCGAGGGUAUAGAUUCGCCUACCUGAUACUCCUGUACCGACUCUUCUUCCAUCCUGUCAACUUCUGAUCAAGUUCUGUAUUAGUCGUAAGCUAUCCCGACUUUCCGCAAUCUCCUGCAAUAAAAGCAACGCAGCGUCAACUUACUAUCGAAACUUGCCCCUGCCACCAAUCAACCUAGACUCCUGAUCAAAGGCUGUCGUAAGGCACCGACACAAGCAUGAUGUCUGAUCACUCCACCGAGAAGAGCGAGAUGAGACCCUGCACCAUCAAGGAGGUUACCCCUGCAGACUCCACCACCAUCACCACCACCACCAACAAGCAGUCCAAGAAAGGUCAGAAGAAGCGCGCGCGUGACGACAGCGCAAACCAAGAGUCAAGCCCUGCAAAGAAAAUAAAGCCUUCCAGGAAAUCAGAGACGAGCUCUGCAAAGAAGAUCAAGCCUGGACCAGUUUGUUACAUGAAGGCUGGCAGACACGAGUUCAUAAUCAAGGACGCCGAGCUCAAAAAGUCACACACCCUGCACCUGCUCGUCAACUCUGACGAACGGCUCGAUUCUGACGAGGAAGUGGAGGAUAUCUACAGAAUCUCCGCAAUCCAUGGAAAGCCGGCAGCAGAGCUUAACCUGGCCAGACACUCCGAGGCGACAGCACAUGUAGCCUGGCUCUUUCUUCGAAACGGAAACGAGCCCGAUCUCAAACAGUAUCGGGGAAAGUGGGAUGUCGGCGAGGAGCUCAGAAGUUUGCUCCAGAUAUUCCCAGAUGCUGGAGCUCUGCUGGCUGCAGCACAACUUUUUGAUCUCGGCAUGGGCUUGCGUUCCAAAGAGCUUCAAAAAGCCGCAUUUUCGUGGUACCAGGAGACACGGGCUACUACUUGGAGUUCAGUCUUCGCAAAACCAGGUUUGGGCGUAUGGGUCUCCACGAGAUGGCCAGAGAAACAGCAGAAAUACGAUCAAUAUGUCGCAUGGCUCAGAAUACUCAAGGAAAACGAUCCUGAAUUUAUACGAGUGUGCUCGGAGAUGGCCAAAGCAGUCGAAGACGACCAUGCUGGAUUAUGCGCCGACCUCACCGAGCUGAAGCAAUUGGAGCCUGCAUCGUACUACAACUAUUGGAUGAGCGAUCAGUCUUCGUCAGCGCGUACGGAUUCCGGAGCGAAAAGCAACGUAGGUUCUCCCGAAGCCUCGGACACGGAGGAAAGCGAGGUCCCAUCAGACGAUGAGGGCAAAGUUCCAUCGGAGGAUGAGAGCGAAGAGUCAGAAGAGGAAUGAGAGAAGUUCAUCUGGACAGACAGAACAACAUAUUCAGUUUGUCCUCGUUCGGUGGGAUCUAUCAGCACAUACUGAGAGUGUGAAGCUUG